AUGCCCCAGCCUUCCGACUGCCCGACCUCCCAAGGGGGUACAGGGACUGUUUCGACGAGUCUCACAGGCUGGCAAUUCCGGUGGCCGGGGAGCGCCCUGCUCGAGAAACCGCCCCCCAGGCGUGUGGAGCUGCCAUCGGAGGAGGUGGAGGUGAUCCUUCGGAGACUCCGCGCGAUGUCUGGGGAGGAGCGGCGGGUGGCGCUGGCCGCCAUGCCCGAGGGCACGCGGAAAGAGCUGAUGAAGCAUUUGAAGCAGGAGGCUGGUGGCUCCCGGCUCCGCCAGCUCUUGUCACACCUGCCGGACCUAUUGGAGGGCGCGGAUGACCAGAAGCGCACCGAGCUCCUGCAGGGCGUUCGGAUGCUGGAGGCCGUGAAUGCGCAGGUCCUGGCUGCACCGGACAUGGCCGCGGUAGUGCGGAUCCUUCGGGAGCUCACGCCGCUGCAGCGGCACGCCAUCGUGGAGGCGCUGCCUGCGGAGACGCAGCAGGCGCUGACGGCCCACCUGAGGGCAGAGAAGGCAGCGCACAGCGCGCCCAAGGCCUAUCCCGCGCAGAGCCUGUUGCCGGCCCUGUGCCGCAUGCGCUGA
Effrenium voratum is the source of this 585-nucleotide messenger RNA. Lineage: Eukaryota; Dinophyceae; Suessiales; Symbiodiniaceae. The record is from the annotation of a GenBank genome assembly.